Molecule: messenger RNA, 6190 nt
Organism: Hermetia illucens (black soldier fly)
Lineage: Eukaryota; Metazoa; Arthropoda; Insecta; Diptera; Stratiomyidae
Gene: knockout
Product: rho GTPase-activating protein gacF
Exons: 12
Coding region: 1612-4713 (1033 amino acids)
Biological process (GO): positive regulation of transcription by RNA polymerase II
Cellular component (GO): nucleus; cytoplasm
Molecular function (GO): DNA-binding transcription activator activity, RNA polymerase II-specific; RNA polymerase II transcription regulatory region sequence-specific DNA binding
Source: RefSeq, a predicted model, not a curated record
ACGCUUCCAUGUAGGCAAACCAGCUCGCAGCAUCUAAAAUCUCUCAUUGGCUCCAGCAUCUUCUCUAUCUUUACAGCCAGGUGAGUUCCAGUGCAACAACAAUUCCAUUGAUGUUAACCGCGCAGACGUGAGAUGGGGCACCCUCUUCUUCCGACCCACGUUGUGCGCCGUUUAAUGCAACCGGCAAAGUAAAGGCCGCUCCGCCGGAUGGCUACCGCCACUCAUAUGUACUCCAUGUAAACACUAGAAAGAGCUCCCCGUUCCCAAGUUACCAACAGUUCCAUUCGAUCUGUUGAGUGAGGAGGAGUUUCGCGGCGCUGUUUGCGUCUCCGUGGCUUCGCGUCUACCAAGUCCAAGUCUUUUUCCUCAAGACCACCAUACAACGGACUCUUCGUUCUUCGACAGACUGCUCAAUGUUACCGUGCUUGUGUCCCUUCUUGUAUGCCGGUCCCUUCCUGUUCUUGUGGACAAGUACGAGUACAAGUCCUGCCUAGCAUCCCCUGUCCAUAUCCCAAGAAUCCCUUCAAUAGUCUGGUACGUGCGUCUCGUAUCAAAUGUGGGUUACAAUAUCUCCUUGGGCCGUUCGCAACCCCUCGGCUGCCGGUUGUCGGGCAUGAAGUAGUGCAGUGACGGUGUGCAACCGCAGAAUAUGAGUUAAGAGUGCAAUUUGAUACGAGCUAAGAUCAGUCACCUCAAUGAAGAUAGUGGAAUCCUCGUGAAGAUAGUGUCGUUACUCUGUGACGAGUUGAUGCAAGCAAAUUUCUAUAAAUCACCCCAUUCCAUAUGAAAGUGCAUUUUCAUUUGAUUUUCAAUCCGAAUAUGAAUCGCUUGCGGUCCUGAGGAAAAUUAUUAUGUUGACCCGAAAGGUGUGAAGUGUGCAGAAGGAUAUAAACACACAGGAAAUAUCGACUGGACUGCAUUUUAAUUAAGGCAUCCCGACGCAGCUUACAUAGUGCAUAAAAAGGACUGCAUCUCUACGUGGACCGGAUCCUCCUUGCUGAUUGGACUGGAUGUGCCUGGAAGACUGGGUGAAACUAGUACCACAUUCGAACACAAAAGUAACUACUUAAGAACCUAAUUUUGGUUCACCACGAAGGCUCCAAAUUCUGAUUAAGAUUCGUCUUCAUUUGGCAAUAUAAGUGAUGCGACUUGAUGUGUACAACUGUUCCUCAAUGCAACCCGGCUUUCUCAUUUAUUGAGAAAUAAAUACAAUUCAUGAUUUGGAAGUCAACAACCGCCCAACUUUCGACAACAUCCCAACGUUAAUGUAAGAGCGGAAAUACUGAUAAUAAUGAACCAGAAAUAAUUUUAUAUAGAUCUUUUAACCUCGAAUAUGAUGUCAGUUACAACGUGACCGGACUAUUUGCAUUUCAAAUUGAUUCUUUGGACGAUUUUCGAAAAUCGAUUGCCGCGAUCGAACGUUUAGUUGUUAAUCGCGUUCCGUAAAAAUUGUGAUUCGUUCAUGUGUGGUGAACAGGACGCUGAAAAUUGAUAUCCUUCUUGAGUUUUGUGUUCUGGAAUAAUAUGAAAUUAACGUAGCGACUAGUGUCAUUUGCUUCCUUAAUUUAUUGAAAUUUAUCAAAAGUGUUUGUUAAAAUUAUCGACGACAAAAUGGGGACGAAAUCACCAGGAACACCUCAACGCUGCCGACUCAUAUUACAACGAUGCCUGGCUAUACAGUUGUCCAAGCCAGGACAUACACCACAGGAUUUUUGGAUGUACGAUUCAGGAUAUAUGAUUUUCCAGAAUUUUCUUGCGGCUAAUGCACAAUGCUGGUGGAACGCUCCGCUUUCAGCAGCUACCAGGGCACUGCGAUAUGCCGGUCAUGUUGCACCCGGUAUGCUUCUGGUCACAGCCGAACCAUGCGCCUUGGAAGUGCUUCGUGGCGCCUAUGCCCGGAGUGUCUUGAAACCGCCAGCGACUUAUGUCAUCAGUUCGGUCGGCGACAUCGAUGAUUGCAUCGUAACACCGACAGUUCAAGGACAAUUCACUCCACUUCCGGAAGCACUAUGCGAUGUUAUUAUGGAUUUAACAGCGCAAGGUCAAUCAGCUACCAUAGAAAAUAUAAGAGCACAAUUAAGUGUACGAUUUCCACAUAUGACCACCCCCGUUACGGAAGUUAUUUAUGAUACAUUAGCGCAAUUGAUGAAAGAAAAGAAAAUUUAUCAAACAUCAAAAGGAUAUUUUAUAGUGACACCAGAAAGACGGCGAAGUCGAUCGAGACCUAGAUCGCAUCGCAUAUAUCAGGAAUAUGAUGAGGAUAUUGAAACUCAGGAAGCGCGAACUAUGCUGAUGACGAAUUCAGAAGCCUUACAUUCGCUUUAUGGUGAAAUAUCAACGGAACGUGAUGGUGACUUAACACAUCAAUGUAUACAAACCAACUUAGCGGAUGUUAUUUGUGGUGGCAAUCCAAACGAUAAAAUUCUUUAUCCGAGAACAUCUAAACGGCGUAGUGCUUCAUUCCCGACACCUCGAAGUUUGGAACGAAGGCAUAGCCUACGAUUAUUUGGCUCAUCGAAACGAUUACAACGAUGUGCAUCGACGAGGAGUCUUUCCAAAAAUUAUGCACAAACAUUAGCGACGGACAGCAGUAGUUCAGAAUAUCAAAGUACAGAUUCGUCAUCACCUAGUAAGAGUAACUACAACAUAAUCAACUUAAUAUGUUCCUUAAAAUAUACUAAAUUGUAUCUUUUUGUUACUGUAGAGAAAGGAUCUCUCUUGUCACGUCUAUUUCGGCGCAGCGGACGAUCAAAACAAAGACAAAUUGAAACAUUUUCCGCCCAAUUUCCACCAGCCGAAUGGUUUAAUUCCCGUGCUGUUCACUUACAUAGUGUUGGAACACAAACAAAUGAUCACCAGGAAAUACCUGUAGUACAUACGCUUUCGAAUUCAACAUUCUACGAUGGCUCGGAGUACAGCCAGCGAUCAUCCACCCUGCCGCGGAGACAUCGACGUCAUAUGUCUAGUGAAUCGACUUUUGUGAUAUCAUCACGAGACUGUUCACCGAUUCGUCGAAGAUCCCCGGCCUAUUGCAGUAGUAGCUUACCACGAUCAACCCAAUCGAUUCCAGCCACUUCAACAAAUGUUACCCAAAAUCAGAACACUUCACCCGCCCAUCAUCAGCAAAAUUCACAGUCUCUGAGAGUCACAUCGCACACACCGAAACCCUCGAUUUUGGGGAAGCAUUUCUUCGAAGAGCAGAACCGCAUUAAAGCAAAACAAAAGCAACUGGAAACUACCAGUAUAAUGGACAACAAAGUCAAUUACCGGAGUGCACAAAGUGGGCCAUCCAGUUUGGAAAGUGGCAAAGCUUCGAUGAUAACCACAUCUGGUCCGUCUAGUUUAGAAUCAACUGGAAAAAUGUCAUACAGCCGAACUAGUGGUCAUUCUAGUCUUGAAUCACAGGCUUCGUCCAACACAGUGCAACAAUCACCGUCCCGUUCUGUGCUCAUUGUAAACGGAGGAUCACCCAGAAACUCUGCCAAAUACCAAACCCUAAGACAGUCCUCCGUUGACUAUGGGAAAACCAAAACGUCGGGAACAUCAUCGGGAACCAAACAGUUCGAGGACAUGCCACAUGUGACCAGCAAGCCACCCAGCGGUAUUCCCAACUCCAACUCAAACAGCUCCAUCACACUUCAGGUGACUACAUCCAAUGGGAGCAAUCAAAGCAACAUCCCCAGUACAAAGAUAUUCGUGCAAAACUCUCCGGUCCGCAGUGUGAUAACCCUAGAAAAUGGAAAGUUGGCGGAGAACUCAAAUGUUUUCAUAAUCAACAACGAAACAACAACCAAUGAAAAGGGAGAACUUAUCAAGAAACCUACGUCUGUCUCUCGUCAACAACAUUUCUCCCCACUUCAUACAAACGGAGUGGCUAAAAAGGACAGUUCCAUCAGUGAAAAUGAUGCCAACUCUGAAACCUGCGAUUCCAUUUCAUUCAUUAGUGAAACUUCCCCCGAACAUAAUGACAUCAUGUCUUCCACCGAUGUUCUGGAGACAACCAAGUUCACGAAGAACAUCAACAACGAUGCAACAAUGAACAACAGCCGGAAGCUAUCCUUGCACAUCUCUCCCAACGGCAGCAACAACAAUAAAGGACCGAAUAAUAUUGUAUACAAAAACGUUUUGAAAAACGAAUCAGAUCCAACGAGUCCCACUGAAACAAAUCCUGUUGCCAAGCAGGACUUUGAAAUCGCAGGAUCAGUGGGGAACCUACGAUACUACGAAAAGAAUACAAUCGGAUCCCAGAACAAACUCAAUUCGCAUUGUGACUUGAAGAACCUUCGCUAUGAAUCUUCCGGAAACCUCACCAGUAGCCAGAAGGGCUGUCUGCUCACUUCAAAUCCUGCUAUCAACACCGAUUCACUGGCGCAUAUCCUUCAGAAAAACAUAAUUGCGGUUGGUAGCGAACCCAACUUGGCCAUCAAAAACUGUGAGCAACAUCAAAAGUCAAUUUGUGAGAAAUCUGUAGAGAAGGAGACCUUGGAUCGAAGGCUCAGCCUCUCCAAGGAGAACACAGAUGAACUGUACAACUUUCCAAGCCUAACGGACUUAAGCUUUAAUUUUACUUCUUUAGCUGCGCAAAAAAUCCUUCAGGGGGUUAGCUUGAAUAGCAUUGAUACCCUGGUCGAGUUGAAUAUGGCCAAUAACAAGGAGAAGCAGAAACAGAAUAACCAAACCCAAGCCAUGUGUACGGACUACGGAAUGGUUUAGGGACUUAGAAAGGCAUGUAGGAGUGCUAAUUGCUCAGAAACUGAAUAUGUAGGCCUACCUUAAAGCUGGAAACAGGACACAUAAUUAACUGACUCUUGUAGGUUAAAAUCAAAGUAGAUAGUCACCUUAUUGGAAAUUAUUAAUCAAAAAAUUGACACACUUAGGAGGUACCAUAAAUUAAAAAAUGAAAAAUGGCCACUGACGUAGUUUAGGCAUUUAUAGCAGCAAAAUUUUAUACCUAUCCAUUACUCUCAAGACUUUUCGCAAUUUUCCAAUGUCUGCCCACUUACUUAAAUUACCAAAGAAACUAGAAGACGUAAUUCGAUCGAAAUAGAAGCGCAAUUACGAGAACUACAGAAAAACAGACGCCCAAAUACCGCAGAAUUAGCUCCUCCUCACAACAUUUUACUCAACAAGAGAACUACCUAACGAAAACGAAUUAUCUAAAACUACUCCCUUACUCGAAAGUAGAUACCGAAAAUAUUAAUCAAUUCGAAAUUAGAUAUAAUCUUAUUUUCCAGCAAGUCCUUUCCAUGUUUCAUUUACUGAGACCUUAUCCUGGCUUUCACAACCGUACAAGGUUUUGUUGCUCUCCUUGACCAUAUUCUCCGUUGAUUUGCGGAAUUUUUGACAAAUUUCUGAUUUAUUUGAGCAUUUAAACUAUAUUUGAUCUAAUAAAAUAUAUAAAUUAAAUUAUUACAGCUAUUCAAGCUGACUUUGUUUAUCUAUUCAAGUUUAGCUUUACUUGACCCUAUUUUCCAGUUAUUGGAACAAAUUACGAUAAAUUACUGAAAAAUAUCAAAAGAUACAUUUUUACAAAGUGCCAAAUAGUUAAGUCUUUGAAAACUUGAAAACCACAACAAAUGAUCCUUACUAUUCGGGGUAUGCCCUUUAAAUUCUACCCUUAGUUGUUACCCAACCCCCUUAUUUCUCAGUCACACAGAAAUUGUAGUUUAUUUGUACACUACUCGAUAAGAUACUUUUGUAUACUAAAAUAUAUAUAUACAUGUGGUCCUUGAAUCACGGGUUCGGCAUGCACGAAUGCUAAUCCGGCAUCAUAAUUUUUAUUUUAUUCUUCUGUUUAGCAUUAAGGUAUCUAAAUCUUGACUUGUCCACCAUAGCUACAAAAAAAAAUCGUGUCAAUAAACAGAAAUUAAUGGAAUUUUCGUGUACAUUAUCUUUUUCUUGUUCUGUUCCAGUACUUUAUCAUGUCACUGUACAUUCUAAUUACAACUAUAUAAUUUGUAUGGAUAGAAAUACGUUUAACGAAUCUUGAUAUGCAUGAAUUGUAUUUUACAGGAAAGAAAAAUAUUUUGGACGCAAUUUAUGUUUAAUUUUGAUAUUUAAAUAAAAUAAAAUAUUUUGUGGUUUUGUUAAUAUGGAAAUGUGUAAGACGAAAUCCAUUCGUAAGAAUAAAUGUCGAAUAGAAAGCGAUAUACCUUGUAAUACAAAAAAUCGAGAAAAAUAAAUAAAAAAA